Epinephelus fuscoguttatus (brown-marbled grouper) is the source of this 4901-nucleotide messenger RNA. RefSeq names its product TGF-beta activated kinase 1 (MAP3K7) binding protein 2 (gene tab2). The transcript is spliced from 8 exons. The record is from RefSeq and is a predicted model, not a curated record. Bases 451 to 2817 code for a protein of 788 amino acids. Gene Ontology annotation, molecular function: ubiquitin binding; K63-linked polyubiquitin modification-dependent protein binding. Lineage: Eukaryota; Metazoa; Chordata; Actinopteri; Perciformes; Serranidae. Gene Ontology annotation, biological process: positive regulation of protein kinase activity.
GCUUAUGCAGCCGCCAUAUUCUGUGACAGUAUUUUGAUUCGUAUCUGCUGGAAGUGAGCAAAAAGAGAAAAGUGAAGGGCUGUCGAGGGGAGGGGGGGGCUGAAGAAGAGGAGCUGUCAAAAAGUUAUUCCCGAGUCUCUGUCAAACGGCGGAGAGCCGAGACUCGGUAUCCCUCCCCUAACGCUAUUUCGAGGACACACAAGGCCCGGGGCCUCGGUGCAGUUGGCUCUUCGUCUCCCUGGUAGUAGCUGGACUCCUCUCGGCUUCUCCUCUCCCAGCUCCGCGGCCCUCUGGAGGUCCGGCGGCGGUGUCGGGUGUUGAAGGCGGCCCGGGGAGCGGCGGCGGCAGCGGAGACGGAAAGAAGAUGUUCAAGAUGAAGGCGGUUUGCUGCCACGACUGACGCCCCAGUGCGCUGAACAGAACAAGCAGUCCUGACCUGGCAACAUACGAAUGGCCCAGGGAAGCCACCAGAUUGACAUUCAGGUUUUGCAUGACCUGCGCCAGAAGUUCCCUGAAGUCCCAGAGGGUGUUGUCUCCCAGUGUGUUCUGCAGAACAACAACAAUUUAGACGCCUGCUGUGAAUACUUGUCCCAGGUCAGUCCGGGCUACCUGUACAGUGAAGAAGGAAACCUCAGCUUUUCUGACGACCCCAGCUUCAUCAGGCUUCGUAAUCACAUGACCCAGCUGAACCUGGGCCCGCAGUCACAGAAUGUGCACGUGUCCCCGGUUCGGGACGGCCUGAGAAUGAACGGCAGCCGGACUCUGGCCCACAGCCUGAGUGACGGGCCCCUCCCGACAGGCCAGGCCCCCAACAGUGACUUCUUUCAGCAGGAGCCCCAGUCAGCCCCAGUGCAGGUGCCCUCCAGCAUCAAUGUGUUUGGUGUGAUGGAGCCCACACGCAAACCACAACCUCCACAGCACCUUGGACUCUACCCUCUGGGUGUCAAAGGAACGACUAUGGGUGUCCAGCAGACACCACGCUUCAACCCUAUUACCGUGACGCUAGCCCCCAAUAUCCAGACGGGCCGCAACACCCCUACUUCUUUGCACAUACAUGGCGGCCCCCAGUCGGGCCUCAGCAGUCCACAGGGUAACUCUAUCUACAUCAGGCCCUACGUUAGCCAGACCGGUACGACCCGGCAGAACCAGCAGCAGGGAGGCAGGGCCCAGUACAGCCCCACCUCCCAGCCCCAGCAGCAGAUCUACCAGAUCUCACAUCCCCACUCCCUGUCCAGCUCCUGGUCCGGCCCUCAGCACGCCUCCUCCUCACAUACCUCACAGCACCAGACCCAGGGCCACCAGACCUCUCACGUCUACAUGCCAAUCAGCUCUCCGACAAAUCCCCAGGCGCCCUCCAUUCUUCCCACUGGAAGCCAGGCCUCUUCCUCCGGUGUCUCCUCAUGCUCUUCUUCCUCGUCCUCCUCUGUCAUGCCCACGUCCCUGUCGACCAUCAGCCAGUACAACAUCCAGAACAUCUCCACUGGCCCGCGCAAGAAUCAGAUAGAGAUCAAACUUGAAUCUCCUCAGAGGAGCAACUCCACAACAACAACUGCCGUGCUGCGGACAAGCAGCGGGCCCCGGUCCUCCUCCACCUCCUCCUCCUGCCCGUCCUCUUCCUCCUCUUCGACCGGGGUAGCUACUGUCCCCACCACCCCUCUCUCCAUCGGAGGCCCAGGUCUGAGCCGCAGCCAGCCCACUGUUUACAUCUCUGCCAGCCCGCCUACUGCUGCUACCACUCCCUCUGAGGAGGCCGUCGUGGCCUCAGCCGGCUCCCGCUCCCAACCUAAGUUUUACAUUUCUGCCAACGCCUCCAGUGAUGACAGUGGGGGCAGGAACCCUCCCACAGUCUACAUCUCAGCCAACCCUCCGUUGCAGGGGCCGUCGGGGGCCAGGAACAUGGGGGGCCAAGUGAGCAUGGGCCCCGCCUACAUCCACCACCAUCCACCUAAGUCCCGUGCCUCUUUAGGAGGGGGAGGCACAGCUUCUUCCCCACGCGUGGUGGUGACUCAGCCCAACACCAAAUACACUUUUAAAAUCACAGUAUCUCCCAAUAAGCCCCCAGCCGUGUCCCCCGGAGUUGUGUCCCCGACUUUUGAGCCCAACAACCUCCUCAGCCUACCCUCAGAACACCACUUCGCGGAACCAGACCCCCUCCAUCUCUCAGACCCGCUGUCGCCACACAGGGAGAGGCCGAGUGAGCCUCGCAGACUCAGCAUGGGCUCUGAUGAUGCAGCGUACACACAAGCGUUGUUGGUCCAUCAGAAGGCCCGCAUGGAGAGACUGUGGCACGAGCUGGAACUGAAGAAGAAGAAGCUGGAGAAGCUAAAAGAGGAGGUCAACGAGAUGGAGAACGACCUGACCAGGAGACGGCUGGAGAGAUCCAACUCGGCUUCCCAAAUUCCUUCUAUUGAGGAAAUGAAGCAGUUGCGAUGCAAAAACAGGUUACUGCAGAUCGACAUUGACUGCCUCACCAAAGAAAUUGAUCUCCUACAAACAAGAGGACCACACUUUAAUCCCAGUGCAAUCCAUAAUUUUUAUGACAACAUUGGAUUCCUCGGUCCUGUCCCACCCAAACCCAAAGGUACUUUAUCUAUCGACAGGAGAGGAUGUAGAUAUAAUGUGACCUCUGAGCUCAUGAUGGAGCCCUCCUCUGGUCCUCCCCCUCCUCUCCCACUUGACCCGGGCAGUAAGAUUGUGAAGCCCAUCGCAGACCAGGAGGAGGACGAGGGGACGCAGUGGGGCUGCACUGCCUGCACCUUCCUCAACCACCCCGCCCUCAACCGCUGUGAACAGUGCGAGUUCCCGCGGCACUUCUGAGCCAACGAGGCCGCGCCGCCCCCUCCUCUGCCCGCCUGUCUUCUACCAGACCAGAAUAGAAAAGGGCCUUUCUGUUUCCUUUUCACCCUAGUUGUAUGAAAACUAGGACGGGGCGUAGUCAUCAUGCAUCAUGCGUCCUGUUUUCCUUGAUUUUUUUUUUCUUUUCUCCUCUCUAUGGUUUGUAGAAUGCUGUCCACUGAAGGCUUGACUGGAUAGUGUUUACAGCUUGUGUUUUUUCAUAAAGGCUGGCAGAGUCAGAUGAUACCUCACCUUCGAGACUCAGAUGGCGAGGGGGGUCACCUCCCCCUUUUCUGCUCGACGGGUGACACGUUAACCCUGGGGAUACCUCGCUGCUCCCACUUACAGUAUUAUGAGUGUGGCCCUGCAGUGUGACGGCACACAUACACACACCUACACACACAUACAUGCACACACACACACACACACACACACACACACAUACACACACACACGCACACACACACACACACACACACACACACACACACACACACACACACAAAACACAGGUGCCAAUGUGCCUUUUUGCUGAUUACAUUUUGGUUUUUUUCUUCCUCUGUGGUGGCAUGACCAGGGGAUUGGGAACUGUGUUCAGCCACUGCUCUCCACCUGAAGGGAAAACUAACAGACUAAUCGUGGACUUUAAAGUUUGUUUGCUGUUUCUAGAGGAUGUCAAAAGGGGGAACCGGCAGUGUGGCUGCCGCUCAAACGUGCCUUUCACCCCCCCCCCCCCUUCACUAUCCCCUUUUCUGUCUCUUCAGUCAUGAGUUAAUGAAAAAAAAGAAACUAAGUUGCAUGCUUUGUGUACAGUACACGGAGGCAGAAACUCCCCUUGAGCUUUUUACUGUACAUAAUUUUAGAAUGUGCCUUGAAAGCCUUCUUCCUCACACUAUGAAUCACUUGUAUUUCCUGUAAGUAUAGCUUUAUAGACUUUAUUAACUUUUUUUGUCUUGUUUUGUUUCCCUCUUUCAAACGAAUAAGCACCAUGCUCCCUUUUUAAGCUUUUUACUUGAUUUCUGUGAGAGUUGAAGCCUUGCAGAAGGAGAGGAGCAGAGCGGUAACAACCCUCGCAGUCAUCAUGAAGCUACGUCUGCCCGGUCCGUUCAUCGCUUGUGUAAUUGCUGAGUUUCUUGUGUACGAUCUGCAGAUGCAGCAAAGAGGAAGGCGAUGGAGGAGUCUAUUUUUUUUUUUUUUUUUUCUUUUUUUUAUUCAGGACGCCAAAUAUGUCGGGACUGUUGGGGGAGGGAAGGGGUCAAAAAGCAAAAUUUACAAACUGCCAUCUUAUCUGACAACUGGAAUGUAAGUUUAAUGUUUGGGGACAGCUACACCUCAGUGCAGAGAGACUCUCAUUUACAAGUACAGUCAGGAUGUUACCGCAGAUCGAUGUCAAAGUGCUCCUGGAACAGCUGAUUGGGUUCAAAGUCUCCAUGUUGCUAUGCACCUGAAUUAGGUUUUUGUGAGGUAACAAAGUGAAUAUGUUUCUCUCUAUGAUGGUCCUAUGCCUUAUAUACAACAGGUCACAACAUCUUGGAAGCAGACAACAUGACUGUCCACUUUGUAUACUCGUAUUUUUAUUUGGCUCAUGUCAUCCUCCUAAGCUUUUAUCAAUGAGGAUGUUUCUAAAGUUUACUUAUCGUCAUUAACUUACCUUAACUGUGGAAUAGUUACUUUGUUUUGUUUUGUUUUUUUCCACACUUGUGAAAUGUUGCCUUGAAUCAGUGCCUUUAGAACUAUCCAAUUUGUAUUGAUGAUCUAUUCUGUCACAUCCGAGUGCCAUUUUUAAAACCAAAAUUUUUAGUAUUGUUUAAACCCAUUUAAAAGUAGAUGAAUUAUUGUCUCUUAAGCACUUAUGCCAUACUUUUUUUCCUUUUUUCCAAUCCAAAGAAACCAGUUUUCAGCUUUAUCUGCACCUUGGUGUGAAGAGGCAGUUUAUUCAUGUUUUAUUAAAUGGAGAAAAAAAAAGUAAUUUGGAUAUCUAAAGUGUUUUUUUGAUUUUAGCUGGGAAAACUGUCUUUGUAACAGAUAAGUUAUUUGUAAAAAUAAUUAAAAAAAAUCUAUUCUGA